AUGUUAAAUAAAAGGCAAUUGUGUUGUCAUACACAGGGCACUUUCGAUAUUAUCUCUCUCUCUCUCUCUCUCUCAUUUCCUUCCUCUUUUCUCUCUCUGUCAUUUCUUUCCACUUUUCUCGUUCUCCCUCUCUGUCAUUUCUUCCCUCUCUUUUCUCACUGUCAUUUCUUUCCUCUCUUUUCUCUCUCUCUCUGUCAUUUCUUUCCUCUUUUUCUCUCUCUCUCUGUCAUUUCUUUCCUCUUUUCUCUCUCUCUCUCUGUCAUUUCUUUCCUCUCUUUCUCUCUGUCAUUUCUUUCCUCUCUUUCUCUCUGUCAUUUCUUUCCUCUCUCUUCUCACUGUCAUUUCUUUCCUCUUUUUUUUUUCUUCUCUGUCAUUUCUUUCCUCUUUUUUUUCUCUCUCUCAUUUCAUUCCUCUCAUUUAUUUUUCUUUUCUCUUAUAUUUCCCUCUUUGGAAGUGAGAGAAAACAUGGAUAUAGAUGAUACCAAUAAGGAAAGAAAAAAAAAAAUUCCAUUUCCUCACUUCCCCCACCGCCCAAUCGCCUGUCUUCCACUGAUCUUUUGCUAUUCCAUUUUUUUUUUUUAUAUACUCUCUCUUUUACCUCUCCCUAACCUCUGCUACUCUUCUUUUUGUUACUCUCCCUGCUCUUCUCCCCCACUGCUACCAUUUCAUUCCAUAAUGUCUUUGCAGAGGCUAUUUAUUACCACCCUUCCAACCCUCAACUUAACUUCUUCAGAAUCUUGUCUCUCAAACAAUGGCACCAAAUCAAACCAGACAUUUUAUUUAUUAGCCCAAUGCAGAUUAAUGUGA
Molecule: messenger RNA, 807 nt
Organism: Acanthosepion pharaonis
Lineage: Eukaryota; Metazoa; Mollusca; Cephalopoda; Sepiida; Sepiidae
Source: the annotation of a GenBank genome assembly